Musca vetustissima is the source of this 1611-nucleotide messenger RNA. Its product is annotated as zinc finger protein Elbow-like. Lineage: Eukaryota; Metazoa; Arthropoda; Insecta; Diptera; Muscidae. Gene Ontology annotation, biological process: negative regulation of DNA-templated transcription. Gene Ontology annotation, cellular component: nucleus. The transcript has a single exon. The annotation marks the transcript as partial. The record is from RefSeq and is a predicted model, not a curated record.
AUCGACACAAAAAGCAGUCCGCUGGCCCUGCUCGCCCAGACAUGCAGCGCAAUUGGUGCCGAUACCACAAAUCCCAAAUUGCUGGCAGCAAAUAUUGAAAAAGCAACCAAAGCUCAUAAAUCAUCGUCCUCAUCAUCGUUGGAUAAUCGUGAUAAAUCAUCGCCACUAAGUAGUCAUUCGUCCGUCUCGACCGGUUCGGCAGAGCAACAACUACAGCACCAGCCUGCGACACAACAUAAGCCACAUCAACAGCAACAACACCCACCACCACCGCCGCAUCAACCCCAGUCUGUGAAAUGUAGUUUCAAACCCUAUGAAACCAACAAUAAUCACAUACGAGAUGUGCGCAUCGAUGUGGAUGCUACGGAACAGGCAACGAAUCUAACACAGGCACAUGCCCAAAUGCAGCAACGCGUAAAGACACCGAAAAUUAGUAACAAUGGUAACAGUAAUGGUCGUUGUGAUUCCAAUCAGAGCGCCUCCUCACAACGAGGUGAAUCGCCGGCAAUUAAUGGUGGCGGAGGUGGCGGGGGAGGGUCAUUAAGACGUACGCCCUCUUCAGUAAAUAGUUUACAACAUGAUCUACAACAACAGCAACAGCGUGCUUUAAGUAGUCCAGCCCAUCAUCAUCAGCAACAGCAGCAUAAAACCAAAGAGCUAAAUCUUAAUGGCGGUCCUCUAGAGACUUCUCACAGUACGACAACAACAACGACAUCUAGUCCAUCCCAGCAAAGUUCGGCGGCAGCAUCAUCAGCCCGGCUGCAAGCUUCCAAUGAGGCAGCUGCCUUGGCCCAAGCCUCCAAAGAGGCCAGCUAUAUGAAAGCUUUACAGGCAGCAGCUGCUGCAAGUGGUAGCUCAGCAUCUGCCGGUUCGGCAGCCAGUGCCUACUAUCCCGGCUAUCCCUCAAGUAUGCCCUAUCCCAUGGAUUUAAUGACAGCCAGUGCUUUAAUGUCGCCCCACCAUCCAAUGUUUAAGGCAGCCUCCCUGAAUCCCUAUCUCAACUAUGCCCGACUGAAAGGUUUAGAAAUGCAACCGAAUAUCUGUAGAGAUCCAUAUUGCACAGGAUGCCCCUCGAGUCCUCACUUCCUCAAUAAGGCAGCAGGACAACCAUGUCCGGCCGGUUGCCCUCAAUGUGAACGGGAAGCAAAAUCGGGUUCAUCAGCUGCGGCGGCUGCAGCAUCAUCCUAUCACGCCCAACUAGCCGCCUUGGCAGCUGCAUCGCAAAUGCCUUAUGUCUGCUCUUGGAUCGGUGGUGAUACACCGUAUUGUGGUAAACGUUUUGCCACCUCCGAUGAGCUGUUUCAACAUUUACGUACCCACACCGCAUCCCUACCCGAAUCUGUUUUGACUGCUGCCGCCCAAGGUGGUAUACCACCAAAUCAUCCGCUAUUUCAAAGGACUUAUCCUACUCCGCCACUCAGCCCCCUAUCAGCAGCCCGCUAUCAUCCAUAUGGUAAACCGUCCAUGUUACCACCAUCAUUGGCUGCAGCAGCAGCUGCCGCUCCACCCGGUUCCCUGGCCAGUUUACAAAUGCAACAACAUCCAGCAUUGGCUCAAUAUUUUUCACCGUACUCAUUAUAUGGACCGCGUAUGGGUUCAUCACAUCCAUAG